AUGAGUAUAGAUGAAAGAACCGACGAGAGAAGAACGUUCCAGUACAACAUUGUUCCACAGGUUUUUUUUUAUAGCGACAACAUGUCAGUGAUGGUAACGCUGCAUGUGACGAGAAGAACGAUGGAAAUGAAUGUAGAUAGAGGAAGACCGAAGAAAAGAUGGAUAGAAUGUGUGAGACAGGAUAAGAAAGACGAAGGAGUGAAUGAUGAGAUAAAGAGAUUGCUCUUUAGGGAAGAGUUA
Molecule: messenger RNA, 240 nt
Organism: Brenthis ino (lesser marbled fritillary)
Lineage: Eukaryota; Metazoa; Arthropoda; Insecta; Lepidoptera; Nymphalidae
Source: the annotation of a GenBank genome assembly